AUGGCGCACCGCCGGGACUACCGCAGCGCCUACUACUUCUUCGUGCGCGACCAGCUGCCCGAGCUGCGUGGGCGCGGGCUGCCCGCCACCGGCGUGGUCGACGCCAUGCCCUACUGCUCCCAGGCCUGGGCGCUGCUGACUGAGGAGGAAAAGAUGAUAUAUACCGAGAAGGCUCGAAAGUGGAAUGAAAAGAGGCACAGUCAGAAGACAGUGAAAGAGAUGUGUAACCUGGCUCAUCCAGUUCCUGCUUGUCUGACCACAAAGAUAGCUGGUAUUACUUCUCUUCCAGAUGCCUCUGCAAUGUCUUGGAAGAACGAUCAGGCUGUGGUUGCAGAUAUCUUCUACUUCCUGAACAUUUACAGCCAUGGCAAGCUGCCAUCCCACUGUGACCAGCGUUUCCUUCCUUGUGAGAUUGGGUGUGUCAAGUACUCCCUACAGGAUGGCAUAAUGGCAGAUUUCCAUCACUUCAUAGAUCCAGAAGAACCACCACGUGGUUUUCGGUACCACUGCCAGGCUGCUAGUGAUGCCACUCAUAAGAUCCCUAUAUCUGGAUUUCAUCUUUCACGUACUUCUUAUGCAGUUGUCUUACGGGAGCUGCUUGAGUUUGUCCAGCCAGCCAGAGGUGUUCAGCUUCAGCUUUACUGCAGGUCUGAUGACAGAUUCCGAAUUAGCUGGUGUCUCAAUCGAAUGGCUAGCAUAACAGGCAUUAAGAGCCAUCUGGAGCUUCUUGCUGUGGAAAACCUGGUACUAGAACUGUACCAGAAGAAAUACCAAAAAGAACCAUCCAAGACUUGGGUGUGUAGAGAGCUGGAUACUGUCCUGUGGGAUUUCUCCAGUAAUACCAGGUGCAAGUGGCAUGAAGAGAAUGACAUACUCUGCUGCGCUUUGGCAUCCUGUAAGAAAAUUGCUUACUGCAUCAGUAAGUCUUUAGCUACUGUGUAUGGGGUCUCACUGACAGCAGCUCACCUGCCUCUUCAAGAUUCUGAUUAUGGUGAAAGUACAAAUACCAAGAUGGUGAUACUGGAUACUGGACGUUUUCAGAAAACAAAGGCUGAGGGUUCUGGAUGUGACAAACGUUUUGCUUCUCCAAGUCAGGAUCAAGAGUUUCUCCCUUCUAAUUGUGAUUUUCUACGUGGUGCAAAGACUUCCCUUUAUGGAAUAAGUACCAUGCGAGGAAGAGGAAUUACUCGAUUGCUGAAAAGUGCAUCUGAUCUAUCCACGUCUUUCAGUAAUUGA
Messenger RNA from Calidris pugnax (ruff), 1236 nucleotides. RefSeq names its product maelstrom spermatogenic transposon silencer (gene MAEL). Gene Ontology annotation, biological process: negative regulation of DNA-templated transcription; regulation of miRNA-mediated gene silencing; male meiotic nuclear division. The transcript has 12 exons. Gene Ontology annotation, molecular function: sequence-specific DNA binding. The record is from RefSeq and is a predicted model, not a curated record. The coding region runs from base 1 to 1236 and encodes 411 amino acids. NCBI's taxonomy places the organism in Eukaryota, Metazoa, Chordata, Aves, Charadriiformes, Scolopacidae. Gene Ontology annotation, cellular component: P granule; nucleus.